ACUGUGAUGGGUGUUUUGUCGGCAGGUUCGAUGCGGGACAGGAGUUGGUGUUUCACGGGGAUCUAUUUUGGAGUCGGACCUGCUGUCAACGAGGGCAUGCGCAUGGUAACAGUUUGCCGCGCUUCUUACACUUUAGUCUGAUGUCCUGAAUAACAGCAGAUGUGGAGGAGCAGGUUUCUCAGGGGUGCAGUCUGUCUCUUGCAGGGGGGAGGCUACUGUAGUCCCUGUAAACGUUUUCAGCUUCCUUCAUGGAGAUAUCUGUCUUUAUCUCAGCCAUGUCUCAAUCCAUUGCUUCCAUGCUCCUUAAAGGCGCCAAGGUGGAAUCAGUCUGAAAUCAAAUUAAGACCUUCUGUUUCCUUAUACUUCUAUAGAACUUUAAGAAAAGAUGCAGCAUCUACGAUCGAUUUUCCUCUACAUUCCCUCGCGGUGACUGACAUCAAACAAUAUCUUCGUUCCAAAGAUAUUCCCUUUCACGAUGGGUACAGCUGUUUGCAUGCUCCUAGCAUUUUUUUGGAACCAGGUUCUGGAAGAGAGAACCACUCGCUGUUCAUCGAUAAAACCACCGGACAAUUUUUGUGCAAGGAUACUUUGGUGGAGGGGACCUGGGAGGACCUUCAGGAUUGUAUAGAGGUGAUGUUAAAUGAAGGCCAGACCUUCAUCAGCCCUAAUGUACUGUUGGGUUUUCCUGAGAGUGUGGAGGAGCAAGAGGAGAGAGAGAUGGAGCUAAAGGAAGUCCAGAGAAUCUGGAGCAGCUCCGUCCCUUUUUCUGAACUCCUGGAGGAGGAGGCGCAGCUCGUCAAAACCAUGUUUGAAAUUGGUAAACUCACCAACGGCACAUUGAAAAAAUUCGGGGUCCGGUUCUUCAAACCCACCAGGAGUUUGGUGUUUCCAUGGUUUAGCGGGCGUGAUUCGGGUCUCCGGGGUGUUAAACUGCUUUCUGCUGCCAUGACAGGUGAUGGACAGGUGACGUACACUGAAGCGACAGUUCCUAAAAUCUCUAACUACCACAACCUCUUCGGCUUGCCUUUAAUAGCUUGGAAGGAUGUUGAGGUUGUGCUUACAGGGCAUGAGCUGGACAGCAUGGCAGUGAGUCAGGCCACCGGUCUGCCAUCUUUGGCCUUGCCACGGGGCGUCAGCUGUCUGCCCCCAAUUCUUUUGCCUUAUUUGGAACAGUUCAAAAAAGUUACAUUAUGGCUGGGAGGAGAUAUGCGCUCAUGGGAAGCGUCAAAAAUCUUCUCCAGGAAACUCGGACUUAAACGCUGCUCUCUGGUCAGGCCGGGGGAGUUUCAGCCAUGCCCCAGUAAAGCUUUGGGGCAGGGUAAGAACCUGGCACGAAUAGUCAAGGCAUCCAUCCCGGCUGCUCACAAGUCCAUUGUGUCCUUUAAACAGCUCAGGGAGGAUGUGUACGGGGAAUUGGCUAACGUGGAGCAGGUGGCUGGGAUACCGUGGUUUAGAUUCCCUGAGCUUACUCGAAUUUUAAAAGGUCAUCGCAAAGGGGAGCUUACCGUUUUUACAGGUCCCACUGGCAGUGGAAAGACCACCUUUAUCAGCGAGUUUGCCCUAGAUCUGUGCAUGCAAGGUGUCAACACACUAUGGGGCAGCUUUGAAAUCAACAAUGUGCGCUUGGCCAAAAUUAUGCUGACUCAGUUUGCCAAGCAAAGGCUAGAAGAGAACUUGGACCAAUAUGACAUGUGGGCUGACAAGUUUGAAGACCUGCCUCUCUAUUUCAUGACCUUUCAUGGACAGCAGAACAUCAAGACUGUUUUGGAUACUAUGCAGCAUGCUGUUUACCUUUAUGACAUUAGUCAUGUGAUCAUUGACAACCUGCAGUUUAUGAUGGGCCAGGAGAGUCUGUCUUUUGACAAGUUUGCUGUACAAGACCACAUUAUUGGAGCCUUCAGGAAGUUUGCCACAAAUAACAGCUGUCACGUGACCUUAAUUAUCCAUCCUCGGAAAGAAGAAGAUGAUAAAGACUUACAGACAGCAUCCAUCUUUGGCACAGCCAAGGCCAGUCAGGAGGCAGAUAACGUGCUCAUCCUUCAGGAGAAAAAGUUGGUGACGUGUCCAGGUCGUAGGUCCCUUCAGGUGGCCAAGAACCGAUUUGAUGGGGAUGUGGGGAUCUUUGCCUUAGAAUUUAACAAAGCCUCGCUCACCUUCUCCGCUCCUCUAAAAGGUAAACAGAAGCUUCGGAAGGUCAAAGCGGACAAGAAUAACAACACAGAGGAAACCGAGGCGAUUGAACCCAAAGAAAGCAACGAGAAAGCGCUCAAGACUGCCAAAACUAAGACUGCAAGGACGGAAAAGGGGUCAGCACCAGGAAAGGGUGCCACCUGAAAAAUAAAAUAAUCACUGGCCUUAUCAAGAAUGAUUAUGUAUUCAUAAAGAUGAAUUCACUGAAUGAAGUUUUCUUGUUGUAUCAGUGGUCAAACCUGAGACAUUUCAGUAUGGAAAUUGAUGUUAUGUUUGGUUCAUCUUUUCUGCUUAGUUGGGGAACAUCAAAGACAAGGUUCUGGCUGGAUUGGCACAAAUGCCAAAAUUGUGUAAAUAUUUUACUUUGGUGUAUACUCCAGAAACAAGGACAAACAGGUUGUAUGUAAUAUGUAAUGUUUAAUACCCCUUAAUUCAGUUUUUCUAUGCACUAAAAUGCUAAUUUUAAAACUUUUAAAAAAGAAAACACAAAAUAUCUUCCUGAUCAGAUACAUUUGAUGUAGGGGUGGAACGG
Messenger RNA from Misgurnus anguillicaudatus (oriental weatherfish), 2722 nucleotides. RefSeq names its product twinkle mtDNA helicase (gene twnk). The record is from RefSeq and is a predicted model, not a curated record. Gene Ontology annotation, molecular function: 5'-3' DNA helicase activity; ATP binding; single-stranded DNA binding. Gene Ontology annotation, biological process: mitochondrial DNA replication. Lineage: Eukaryota; Metazoa; Chordata; Actinopteri; Cypriniformes; Cobitidae. Gene Ontology annotation, cellular component: mitochondrion.